AAGAAAUUGAAUAUCAAAAUGGAGAAUUUUCCAAUUCUCAUGAUAAAGAAGGGAAUGAUGCUAAAGCUCAAAAUCUUGAGAAUGGUAUCGCUGAGAAAGCCCUAAACUUUAAAUCAAGUACUGAUAAAGAAAAUUUAAUUACUGACUAAGAUGGUUAUUGCUACUCUCCCUCAAUUAAUGAACUCAAUGAGCUAUCUUUAAUGAAGUUACUUUCAGUUGAAAGUUUCACUACUGGGCGUGAAGGAUAUGGUAAAAUCGAGUUUAAAGUUCCUGUUGAUCUUUCUGUGUUUUUAUCAUAUUCUGAGAUUACUAGAAACAGAAUCGUAUUCAAUAAACAAGCAUGUAAUGUUUAUUCAAAUGAAGAUGAAAAACCACCUGUGGGUGAAGGAUUUAAUAUUCUUCCAAGAGCCACCCUUGAGAAUUGUUUUCCAGUUUUGAACAAAGAAAUCAUUACUGAUCGAACCCAUCCAAUUGUCAAACCCCAUAUUACCAAAUUACAUUCUAUGAGCAACUCCAAAUUCGAAAGUUAUGAUGCAGAUUCUGGUGUUUGGUCUUUUUCAAUUGAACAUGUCUAGAACAAAUUUCAAGUUAUUUUGUUUUUCAUUCUCACAUUUCCAUUUUCCGUUUCUCAUUUUCCAUUUCUCAUUUUCCAUUUCUCAUUUUCCAUUUCUCAUUUUCCAUUUCUCAUUUUCCAUUUCUCGUUCUCCCUAUUGUUCCUAUUGUUUCUGGUGUUCCUAAUGUCUCUUCAAUUACUUAUUUCAUCGAUACUCCCUGUACUCUUUUUAUACUUUUCUUGUUCUUUUAUUGUAUAACAUACAUAUCAGUAAUAAAUAGAUCCGUAGCGAUAUAUUCAUAUAGCGAUUUAAUUAUUUGUUUGUUUCUUGAUAUACUUAUAUAGCCACAUAACAUAUACUUAAUAAACAACCCCCUAUCCAAU
Messenger RNA from Ascoidea rubescens DSM 1968, 937 nucleotides. Its product is annotated as C-terminal autoproteolytic domain of nucleoporin nup98. Gene Ontology annotation, molecular function: structural constituent of nuclear pore. NCBI's taxonomy places the organism in Eukaryota, Fungi, Ascomycota, Saccharomycetes, Ascoideales, Ascoideaceae. The record is from RefSeq and is a predicted model, not a curated record. The coding region runs from base 201 to 575 and encodes 124 amino acids. Gene Ontology annotation, cellular component: nuclear pore cytoplasmic filaments; nuclear pore. Gene Ontology annotation, biological process: post-transcriptional tethering of RNA polymerase II gene DNA at nuclear periphery; RNA export from nucleus; protein import into nucleus. The transcript has 2 exons.